AUGGGCCCCUGUACCGCCUCCCGCCGUCAUGCUGCUGCCAGGCCCAUAAUCUGCCAUGGGCCCCCGUACCGACUCCUCAUGCUGCUGCCAGGCCCGUAAUCUGCCAUGGGCCCCCGUACCAACUCCUCAUGCUGCUGCCCAGGCCCGUAAUCUGUCAUGGGCCCCUGUACCGCCUCCUCAUGCUGCUGCCAGGUCCAGAGUGUGUCAUGGGUCCUUGUACGGCCUCCCAUUGCUGCUGUCUCCAUCGCCACACUCUGCCAUGUGCCACUUUCAGGUCUCCUCACACUGCUGGUGGGUUCCAUUUUGUCAUAGGGUGCUGGCAGAUUACGGGCCUCCCAUUGCUGCUGCCAGGCCCGUAAUCUGCCAUGGGCCCCCGUACCGACUCCUCAUGCUGCUGCCA
Messenger RNA from Staurois parvus, 400 nucleotides. The record is from the annotation of a GenBank genome assembly. NCBI's taxonomy places the organism in Eukaryota, Metazoa, Chordata, Amphibia, Anura, Ranidae.